Molecule: messenger RNA, 1467 nt
Organism: Sphenostylis stenocarpa
Lineage: Eukaryota; Viridiplantae; Streptophyta; Magnoliopsida; Fabales; Fabaceae
Source: the annotation of a GenBank genome assembly
AUGGAGAUGCUUCGCGGAAGAAGAAGAACAAUUAUCGUCUCCGCGUGCCUGUGGUUGCUCCUCUCACUGUCACCGUCACCGGCGAGUGUCGUUAGCGCCACCCAUGGCGUCUUCAACGUCAAGUGCAAGUACCAGGAGCGCUCCCUCUCCGCCCUCAAAGCUCAUGACUACCGCCGCCAGCUCUCCCUUCUCGCCGGAGUUGACCUCCCCCUCGGCGGCAGCGGCCGUCCUGAUGCCGUCGGGCUUUACUAUGCUAAAAUUGGAAUUGGAACUCCUCCGAAAAAUUACUACUUGCAGGUGGACACUGGUAGUGACAUUAUGUGGGUCAAUUGCAUUCAGUGCAAAGAGUGCCCAACCAGAAGUAACCUUGGUAUGGACCUUACACUCUAUGACAUAAAGGAAUCCUCCUCUGGUAAAUUUGUUCCUUGUGAUCAAGAGUUCUGCAAAGAGGUCAAUGGGGGUCUUCUGUCUGGAUGCACUGCUAAUAUUACCUGUCCAUAUCUGGAGAUAUAUGGUGAUGGAAGCUCAACUGCUGGUAACUUCGUAAAGGAUAUUGUUCUUUAUGAUCAAGUGUCUGGGGACCUUAAAACUAAUUCGGCUAAUGGAAGUAUUAUAUUUGGGUGUGGUGCUAGACAAUCUGGAGAUCUAAGUUCUGCAAAUGAAGAAGCACUUGACGGAAUACUUGGAUUUGGAAAAGCUAAUUCUUCAAUAAUUUCACAACUUGCUUCUUCUGGCAAAGUGAAAAAGAUGUUUGCUCAUUGUUUAAAUGGAGUAAAUGGAGGUGGUAUAUUUGCUAUUGGGCAUGUUGUGCAACCUAAAGUGAACAUGACUCCUCUAUUAUCAGACCAGCCACACUACAGUGUCAACAUGACAGCAGUUCAAGUUGGCCAUACUUUCCUUAGUCUAUCAACAGAUGCUUCAGCACAAGGGGACAGAAAAGGGACAAUAAUUGAUAGUGGUACAACCUUGGCCUAUCUGCCUGAAGGGAUUUAUGAACCGCUAGUGUAUAAGAUUAUUUCUCAGCAAACUGAUCUAAAAGUUCAGACUCUACAUGACGAGUAUACAUGCUUUCAAUAUUCUGAGAGUGUUGAUGAUGGAUUCCCGGCUGUCAUAUUUUAUUUUGAAAAUGGACUCUCGUUGAAGGUUUAUCCCCAUGAUUACUUAUUUCCUUCUGGAGAUUUCUGGUGUAUUGGUUGGCAAAAUAGUGGGACACAAUCAAGAGAUAACAAAAAUAUGACCUUAUUAGGAGAUUUAGUGCUUUCAAAUAAACUUGUCUUCUACGACCUUGAAAAUCAGGCUAUUGGAUGGACUGAAUACAACUGUUCUUCAAGCAUUAAAGUGAGGGAUGAGCGCACGGGAACAGUCCAUUUAGUUGGUUUCCACCACAUAUCUUUUGCUUCCGUUUUAAACAUCAACUGGAUGAUUAUCUUGUUUCCACUUGCUCUACUACAUAAAUUGGUUUAUUGA